Molecule: messenger RNA, 3444 nt
Organism: Striga asiatica
Lineage: Eukaryota; Viridiplantae; Streptophyta; Magnoliopsida; Lamiales; Orobanchaceae
Source: the annotation of a GenBank genome assembly
CAAAAACCUGUGAGUUGUUUUUGCUGUCCUUCUGUUACUGUUUCACAGUUUGGUGGGUAGUAAAAAAGAACCCCUUUUUGUUGUCUGACCCUGUUUCUGUUGGGCCCUGGAAAAGAGUUAUUGCCUUGCUUUUAAUAUGUUUAUAUAUAAUAUAUAGCUUUUAUUGUACUCUGACACUCACUCAAGCCAGCGCUUAAUUACUCACCUCUCAGUAGAAACGGUUGCUUGGUUUGCUGUCAAGAACAUGCCAACAGUGUCCCCUUCACUGUUCUGCAUCAAGAAUUCAUAGAUUUUAAAAAAUCUCUCUUUUUGUGUGUGUAUGUUUAUCCCUUUGAUCUGAAGAGAGAAGCUUUUAUUAAUCUUUCUUGAUUUUGCACAUGCUUCCUCUCUCUCACGGCACCACCCAAGCAUUAUUUUUGGGGCUUUUCCAAGAAACCAAUGCUUCUUCACUUUCUCUCUCUUGUUUAUUGCUUGCUUCUCACUCUUACUGCUAUUUUUUUGAGUUACUGAGGAGGGAAAGAUUUGUGGGCAUUUCCUGAUUUUGUUGUUUGAGGUUUUUUGAUGUAAAGGCUGAAUUUUUGAGAUUUUUUCUUUGAGUUUGGCAUGGGGGUGGUGCUGAUGAUUCAUGUUUUGGGUUUGGCGCUUAAAGUCUGUGCCUUUUUUGCUUGCUCUUUAUGGAUUCAUGGAUCUGCUGGUCUAGAUUUGCAGCCACAACACACAAUGCCUCCUCACAGUUAUGCUCCUUUACCCCAAACUCCAACUGCUCAACCGUCUUUUGCUCAGCCGAGUUCUUCAAUGGCACCGAACAAUAUCUUUGUUCCAAUCUUGCCACCUGUUCCUCCACUCAUAGUACAAUCUCCAGCACCUGCCACGUCAUCACCUUCAAGCAGGUCACCAACAAACGAACAAACUCCUCAAGCACCCUCAAAUUCUCAUUCUCAUCAAGCUAAACCACCUAUUAUUAACAUCCUUAUAGCUCCAGUAUCUCGGCCACCUUCUAAUUUGGUCACGUCGAAUGAACCAAUCAUGAAUGAACCUCCAACAAAUCCUCCAGAACAAAUCGCUUUUCCUAUUUUAGCUCCUCCUCCAAGCAUCAAAAAAACAACAAAACAUAUUGUUAAAGUUUCUCCACCUGUAAGCUACUCCCCGACUCAAGGUCCUACUUUAAGCAACCCUUUGGAGCACUCUAACAACAUUCCCCCACCUCGUCAAUUUUCCAAGUCGAUAGAGUUUCGUUCACCGAGAAUUCAUCGUCAUCCAAAGGUGUAUAAUUCUACUCCUGCUCCUGAGCCGCAUGUGAUUCCUCCCCCUUCUCCACCUGAUAGUAAUCAUGCUCUGAUACCAGCUGCAGCUUCUCCUUCUCAGCAGACUAUAUUUCCUAUUAACUCUCCUAGAGUAUCUCCAUCCGGCCCAUCGCAUAGAAUUCCCAAAUUGCCCUCGCUGCCACCAAUGCUACUUCUACCACCUCCACCUCCUCACAGAGGUUGUGAACCAAUGAUAUGCACCGAGCCGUACACAUACGGCCCACCCGAAACUCCAUGUGUCUGCGUACUGCCAAUACAAGCCGGGCUUCGCCUGAACAUGGCACUCUACUCUUUCUUCCCUUUAGUUUCAAAGCUAGCUUCCGUAAUUGCUUCCGGAAUAUUCAUGAAGCAAAGCCAGGUUCGUAUAAUGGGAGCCAAUGAAGCCGAAGAUAAUCCCGACAAGACUAUCGUCCUCAUUGACUUGCUACCCCUUGGCCGGAAAUUUGACUACACCACAGCAUACAUCACGUUUCAAAGAUUUUGGCAGAAGAAAGUGAUUGGAAAAACCGAGCUCUUUGGCGAUUAUGACGUGCUGUAUGUGCAGUAUCCAGGUCUGCCACCUUCUCCGCCAUCACCGCUGUCGACAGGUGGCAUCAUAUCUAGCAAACCUUAUCCGGGCCGUGAAGGCCCGAAGCCCGUUGAGCCCCUUGGGGUGGAUGUAAGUGUGAAGCAGCAAAAGCGCGGACUUGGCGGUAUCAUAUUGGCAACGAUAGUAUUAUCUUGUUUUGCGGCUGUAAUCUUGUUCUGUGCUGUUGCCUGGGUUUUUAUCUUCCGGUACAGGCACCGUGUUUUCCACCCGGACCCUUCUCCGCCAGCCAUUUUUUCUUCCCAAGCAAAGUCAUCAGGCCUACCCGUGUCUAUGAUCAGAAGUCCGAACAAUUCUCCUUCAUUCUCUCUAGGUUCCAGCAUGGCACCAUACACUGGCUCAGCAAAGACAUUCACUUCACACGAUAUAAAAAGAGCAACCGAUUUUUUCAAUGAAGCAAGAAUAAUCGGCGAAGGAGGGUUCGGGCGCGUGUAUAGUGGCGUUCUCGAUGACGAGACAAAAGUGGCCGUGAAAAUACUCAAAAGGUACGACCAACAAGGCGGCCGUGAAUUCCUGGCCGAGGUCGAAAUGCUCAGCCGGCUUCAUCAUAGGAACUUAGUAAAGUUGAUCGGUAUUUGCGUGGAGGACCCUACUCGAUGUCUUGUUUACGAAUUAGUACCCAAUGGUAGCGUGGAGUCUCAUUUGCAUGGGUGUGAUAAAGAGAGAUCUCCACUUGACUGGAAUGCUCGUUUGAAGAUUGCGCUUGGAGCCGCUCGAGCUUUGGCGUAUCUGCAUGAGGACUCGAGUCCUUGUGUGAUUCACAGGGACUUCAAAGCCAGCAAUAUCUUGCUGGAGGAUGAUUUUAUGCCAAAAGUAUCUGAUUUCGGGUUGGCACGCACGGCAUUGGACGAGAACAGACACAUCUCGACACGUCAUCUCCUCGUGAAAAGCGACGUCUACAGUUACGGAGUCGUCCUCCUCGAACUUCUAACCGGCCGCAAACCGGUCGACAUGUUCCAACCUCCGGGCCAAGAAAACCUCGUCUCGUGGGCCCGACCUCUCCUUGCAAGCCCACAAAACCUACAGUCGAUUGUCGACCAAUCCAUACUAAAUUCCGACCCUUCUCUUCUCGACAGUAUUUCGAAAGUAGCCGCAAUUGCCUCGAUGUGCGUGCAGCCAGAGGUUUCCAACAGGCCUUUCAUGGGCGAGGUAGUUCAGGCCCUAAAGCUCGUCUGCAAUGAGUGUGACGAAAAUCGAGAAUGCCUGUCAAGAAACUCGAGCAGCAAGGAUUUGUCUUUGGGCCCGGAAGUUAGGGAAAGUAGUGCUUAUUCGGGCCUGGCCCGUUUGCCGGGCCCUUUACUUUCUCCGCCUUCGACUUACUCGGAUUACGAUUAUCGGAUGGAUAUUGUGGAGAGGGAUCUUUCGAUGUCGGGCCUGUUGAGCCCGUCGGCCAGAUUCGGGCCGCAGGAUUCGGAAUCUUUCAGGAGGCAUUCGAGUUCGGGCCCACUAAGGACAGGACAGGCAAGGCCCAUUUGGAGAACCAUGAAACGGUUUUCGCGUGGGAGUGUGAGCGAACAUGGGGCCCGGUUUAGACUGUGGCCCGGGUCUCAUUAG